AUGAAGACCAUCAUCACUGCGUCCCUCGCUAUCAUCUGCCUCGCUGUCCUCUUUGCUGACUUCUCCGUCGCUUUGGCUUUGCCAAAAUCUGGACAAGCCUCUGUCUCGUGCUGCAAGAGCAAAUCGACCAUCUACUCCUCUUCAGUCCAAGCAACGUUCGGAUGCGGCUACGCCGGCAUUCAUUUCAUAGCGCCCAAACUCAAAUUUGGCACUUACGCAUGUACGCAUCAGUACCCUCUCGAAGCGUCGGACGACCUGCAGUCUUUUAAUGAUGUCUGCACGAACGUCUUCAAAGGAGUAACCAAAGAUGCCGGCAAAUGUGCUAACAACGUCAUGAAUCCCUCGAUUCUUCCUUUUACCAAAUAA
Messenger RNA from Acaromyces ingoldii, 366 nucleotides. RefSeq lists its product as hypothetical. The transcript has 3 exons. The record is from RefSeq and is a predicted model, not a curated record. NCBI's taxonomy places the organism in Eukaryota, Fungi, Basidiomycota, Exobasidiomycetes, Exobasidiales, Cryptobasidiaceae. Bases 1 to 366 code for a protein of 121 amino acids.